AUGGGGAAGCUGGAGUUGGAGGUGCGGGAGGCAAGCUACACAGAGGCUGGGUUGGGAGGAUCGCAUGUGUUCGCCUCUUCCGUUGCCAUGAGCUUGUGGCUGCUCAGUCACCGUCAUCUGCUGCAGGGCAAGCGCAUCCUUGAGCUCGGCGCCGGCUGCGGGCUGGUCGGCAUCGCAUGCUCACAAGUUGGGUGCAAGGAAGUUGUCCUGACCGACACUGCAAAUGCCAACGUGCUGGGCUCCUCAGCUGGAGGGGAGCUGAUCAAGAACCUCGAGGAGAACGUGAAACAAGCUGUACAGCAUGGGAGCCGAUGUCAAGUGCUGGAGUUUGACUGGAAUGACGAAAAGAAGCUUGCCGAGCUCGGAUACUUCGAUGUUGUGAUAGGAAGUGACCUCUUCUACCACCUCAGCUCCAUCAAACCUCUUUGCGGACUUGUGGCUAAGUGUGUAGAGCAAGGGAGCGUCUUCUACCAUCUGGCACCUCCUGAUCGCUCCUGCUAUCCUACCUUUAUCGAGAGCUUGCAGGCUGUCGGGGAUUUGAAGACUGAAGGUCCGAUCGUUGCUGUUGCUACUCGAGUCACUCCGUUGGUAGAGUUCGAGAUCGAGGAAGCGAUCUACGUGGGAGGAGAGGGCCAGGAGGGAGCUCGUGACGCCUUCUUCCUCCCAUGCUCGCAGCAGUUUGUGCGAAGCUUGGAGGGAUUGAAUUUCUCCCACUGGCGUUUAGAGAGGAAGCAAAAAUUGAGCCUGACAACUCUGAGAGGAAGAGCCGGUGAGAUGACGCGAAGGGACGUUUAG
This is a messenger RNA of Guillardia theta CCMP2712, 795 nucleotides long. RefSeq lists its product as hypothetical. The record is from RefSeq and is a predicted model, not a curated record. The transcript is spliced from 5 exons. Bases 1 to 795 code for a protein of 264 amino acids. NCBI's taxonomy places the organism in Eukaryota, Cryptophyceae, Pyrenomonadales, Geminigeraceae.